Molecule: messenger RNA, 1088 nt
Organism: Balearica regulorum gibbericeps (East African grey crowned-crane)
Lineage: Eukaryota; Metazoa; Chordata; Aves; Gruiformes; Gruidae
Source: RefSeq, a predicted model, not a curated record
GUCCUCGAUGCCUCAACACUCAGCUUUGGUACCCGACUCAGAUGGUUUACCAUAUGUUUUGUUGCUGGCAUUGUGUGUUCUAUUCUUGGAACAGCAUUGCUAUGGCUCCCAAAGGGGAUCAAACUUUUUGCAGUGUUUUACACCCUGGGAAAUAUUGCUGCAUUAGCCAGUACCUGUUUCCUGAUGGGGCCACUGAAGCAAUUGAAAGCAAUGUUUGAGCCAAAAAGAUUAAUAGCCACAGUUGUGAUGUUGCUUUUCCUAGUAUUGACUCUGUGUGCUGUAUUCUGGUGGAACAAAAAGGGUUUGGCGGUGUUAUUCUGCAUAUUGCAGUUCUUGGCAAUGACCUGGUAUAGUCUGUCAUAUAUUCCUUUUGCAAGGGAUGCUGUGAUUAAAUGCUUUUCAUCCUGUCUAGGGUAAAUUAAACACAGGAACCACUGUAUGCUUUACAAGCCAACUUUUAUUCCUCUGUGAAGUUUGCUCAGAAAACUGUACUUUUCCACUCAUGAAAUACCCAGAAACAACUUAGUAUUUCCCUUGCUUUUUGCAUUUGGGGGAUUAAAUAAUUUUUACUAGAAACAGUUUUAAAAAUAAAUUGGGUAAGCUGUUUGUGUUCACCCUCGAACUUUUAGGCUCUUUUUUUAACAAAAAAGUACAUUUAAGUACUUUGUGCAGAGUAGUCUUAAAACUACCUUGCAUCCAGCAACAGUUUAUUCCCCAAUGGAAGCAAGCCACUAAGAUCUGGGUAGUAUGCAUAAAGAUUUCAUUUACAGUUCUCUCUAAAAUUUGCAAUGUGCCGUUUAUGUUUGUAUAUUAUUCAUUGUAUGCUUUUCCAAAGAAAGAGUUUUAUAAACAUUGUAAAGAUUUGAUAAGUUAUAAUUAACUUUUCCUUUGAAAUUUCUAUACUUGUGCCUUAUGGAAAAAACUUGAUAAGAAUAUGUGAAAGGUCUGUUGAAAGCUUGUUGGAUUUUAUUAAAAAGAUGUAUUUUAAAUGAUAAUUUUUUUAAUUUUCAUACUUAAAUACUUUUUUAGUAAAAGAACUUAUGGCUAAUGUAUAAAUCAGAUUGUGAAAUAAAUUAGUUUUAAAGGUG